This is a messenger RNA of Wasmannia auropunctata (little fire ant), 682 nucleotides long. Its product is annotated as transmembrane protein 218-like. Bases 194 to 535 code for a protein of 113 amino acids. Lineage: Eukaryota; Metazoa; Arthropoda; Insecta; Hymenoptera; Formicidae. The transcript has 3 exons. The record is from RefSeq and is a predicted model, not a curated record.
GGCGGCGCGUCAGCUGCAAAAAACUAUACACAAUCCUAUAGGAGACCUGGUACCAAUACUACCUGUAGUGGUCGUAAAGUUGUAACGUGUAGUAGUGCGUGAAACGUCGCGCUAAAUAUACGCCCCGCUUGACAGUCGCGUCGCGCUCUCCCGUUCUCUCUCUCUCUCUCUCUCUCUCUCCUUGCCCGGAGUGAUGACAACCCUGAUACUCGGCGUCGGCGUGGGAUUAUUCGUCAUCCUCAGCCUGUGGGUGCUCGCCGCGCUGAUAUUCGUCGUGUCGUUGCGCGUCGAGAGGAAGGUCGGCGCGAUCGCGAUACUGCUCGUGAGCGCGCUCACGAUUGUCCUGCUCAGUGUUCCGCGCGCGUCCGAGAAGCCCGCUCCCGCGGACGGCAAGGUGUACGACCGACUUUUCGUCUGGCGCGUAGUACUUUUGAUCUUACUACUUGUCUCGUCCGUAAUUUCCCUCGUGGGAUACAUCAAGUACGGAUUGGUGGAAGCCGUUAGACCAGUUAGGAUAUCCAGCUGGGUUCUCUAGACGCCUACUCUUCGGUACUUUUGCUCGCCGACAAGCAUGAAGACGUUAAACACGAGACUUAAUUUGUAGAUGUAAAGCUAUUCGCAUAUAUAUAUAAUCACCGACUGUUCACCUCGUGUUAACAAGUCACACAUUAAACAGAAAGAA